This is a messenger RNA of Pleuronectes platessa (European plaice), 2087 nucleotides long. Its product is annotated as cilia- and flagella-associated protein 99. The record is from RefSeq and is a predicted model, not a curated record. The coding region runs from base 24 to 1952 and encodes 642 amino acids. NCBI's taxonomy places the organism in Eukaryota, Metazoa, Chordata, Actinopteri, Pleuronectiformes, Pleuronectidae. The transcript is spliced from 15 exons.
UAACAGUUAUCAAUUUCCAUCAAAUGGCAUCAAACGACGGACCUCUUGUCAAGGAGGCUAUUACGUUGCUGGAUAAGUUCAGUGAAGGCAAACAGUGUUUGGAUGACUUCAUAGAAGAUGCUGCAAAACAUCUGCAGAUCAUGGAUGCUCAGCACAAGCAGUUCAUACUUGAUGUUGUCUCCGGAUGCACCGAAUACAAAAAGUUACUGGACGUAGUUGUCAACGUCUUCUACGGCCAGAAUGGGAGAUGGUUAUCCAUAGGUGACCGGAGCCAGUUUGCCAUUAUCUGUUAUCUCACCACUUUCGUCCUCGAUGACAUUGGGCUUCAGCGUUUUAGCAACAUUGUCAAAUCUCUGGACAUAAAGAAGAUGCACACAUUCCUCAACUUCUUCUUCACACACCUCACCUCAUGGAUACAGGAAGAGUGGAAUCAUAUCUACGAUGCUGCCUGUGUGGAGGAACAGUGGAUCGGCCCUCUGCUGAGAUGGCGCCCCCAUAUUGAUACUCUCAUGGACCAGCUUGCUUUGAAAAUGUCCUGUGGGAGUCAGGUCAAGAAAACUCUGAUCAAAAACACGAAGCCCAAAGAGUUCUGUCUCACCAAACCCAAACCUCGACCUCUGAGGAUGCCAGAGCUCAUCCCACAGCAGGGAAAAUGCAAACCGGUACCAAACAGCACGUACAGGGCUCCAAAGGAGAUGCAGAUCAUAAAGGAGAUAAAACAGGAGAACCAUCUGAAGACUACGGAACUGCUGAAUGAGGCAAACAUGAAACAGUUCAGAUGUGGGAAUCCACAGAAGUCUGAACGCACCAGGCGAAAGAUGCUCCAGAUUCAGACAGACUUGGAUUCAAAGCUCCAGUUCAAUUCAUUUCAACCCUCUGAAUCUCCGUCGAGUAAUAAGACCAAAAACUGUCCCGUCAAGCUCAACAGUGCAGCCAUCCUGAGGCAGAGGGCGCUGCGUAACCGUAAGGAGGAGGAAGAGCUGCAAAGGGUGGAUCGUUUAACAGAAGGCGAAGGUGAGGACUCAUCUUUCGUUCAGUGGCAGAAGAAUAUGCGCGAGAUGGACCUUCAUGAGGAGCUGGCCAAGAUUGAGCAGAGGCGACUGGAGGGACACAUCAGUCACAAGGAGGCCGCCAUUGCCCGGAUAAACAUAAUGGAGAGCAACCAGAAGGCCUCUCAGCUGAAGAAAGAAGAGACAGCUCAGCUGAUGAGGGAAUAUGCUGAGAAGAGGUUGCAGGAAGAUCAAGAACUGAGGGACUUGGUGCAACAAGUGGCAGAAGGACACAAGAACUCGAAAAUGGCCAAAGAGAAGUUACAGAAAUUCAAGCAAAGUAUAGUGAGAGAAGUCUCGGAGCAAAGUCAAGCGCUCCUUCGACAAGCACUGGAGGAAGCACAGUCAGAUCUGAGCAGGAAGUUUCAAACCAUCCUUGAAAUCCGCGCCAUUGAGUCACUUCCUCACGUCAGAUUCAAGUCUUUUGACGACACAGAAACUGCAGGACAUGAACUGCUGGAUGAGAUGUCCAUAGUCGAGCUGAGGCUGCGACUGGCCCACCUGAAGGAAUUCAGGCAAACAGAGCAGCAGAAGAAACGUGAGCACAUCCUGGAGGUGACUCACGAAAAGAAGCAGCUGCUGUUGGAGGAGAUGGAGCUCAACAACCUCCACAUGCAAGCAAUGGCACAGGCUGCAGCCUUCAGGAAAGAGAAGGAGAGGAAGGCCAGCCUGGAUCUUCAGCGGAAAGUUGCUCAAGACAAGAGAGUGUUGGCUAUGCAGAAGAAGCUUGAGGAAAAAAAGCAAGAGCAGCGGACGCUAGAGCAAAUCAAGAGCAGCAAGAACAGAACCGCUGAAAAAAACCCAGAGCAGGCAGAGACACGUGACAAAAAAACCAUGACGGCGGAGGAGAUUUGUGAGUCGAUGGUAAAGAAUUUAGAGCAGUUGAUCCAGAGAGCCUUUUAAAUUUCUGACCAGGACGAUUAUCGGGGUAUCGGCUGCCAGGAGAGAAAUACGUGGAAUAGCUGUGUUUCGUCUUUUGUUAUGUUGUUAAUGUGACCCAUUUUGAAUGCAAUAAAAUUUGAUGAACAAUUACCGUCA